This is a messenger RNA of Arxiozyma heterogenica, 1023 nucleotides long. RefSeq names its product Apd1p (gene APD1). The transcript has a single exon. NCBI's taxonomy places the organism in Eukaryota, Fungi, Ascomycota, Saccharomycetes, Saccharomycetales, Saccharomycetaceae. Bases 1 to 1023 code for a protein of 340 amino acids. The record is from RefSeq and is a predicted model, not a curated record.
AUGGGGAUUAAAGAUUUCAUUAAGAAUCCAUUGAGUAAAAGUAUUAGCAGUAUCACCAAAGAUGAAACUUCGAAUUAUUUGAAGAGUGAUGAAGGUGAUUUGCUUACUGUGGAUGCUAAGAAAUUGAUUUCAGAAGAGAUCAGACUAACUGAAUCUAUACAUCAUGAUGAAUGCGAAAAUUGUUCAGGAUUAGAUAAAGAUGAUGACAAUGAGGAUGAGACCCUCUUAGAAGGAGAAAAAAUUUUCUCCAAAUUGGUCAUUGAUUGGAGUGAACCCUUGUACAAUACUUCAAAGAUACCAAAAGUCCAUUUCAUUGUUCCAACGUCACAACAAGAUUGGAAACAUGAUGCAUGCCAAGAGAAGCCUGGUAGUGUACAAGAUAAAAUCUCUAAUUGGUGUAAGGCAAAUUUGGAGAAAUAUCAAAAGGAAGAUAUUGGCGAUGGACAAACUUUGACCUGUAGUGUCACCUCAUUGCCAAUAAACAUCAUGGAUAUUGAAGUUAUGAAAAAUACUAAAAAUAAUGUAUUGAUUUUACCUCAUUUCUUGUGGAUCAAUGAUCUACAUUCAUCUAAAGUAGACGAGACUUUAAAUGGUUUAAUACCCGAUCUAUUAUCAAACAACUAUGAUGAAAAACAGUUACUAUCUAAACACAAAAAUCUAUCGAUUGCACAUGAGAAGGCCUUUGUAUUUAUUUGUUCACAUACAACUAGAGAUAAAAGGUGUGGUGUUACAGCACCGUAUUUGAAGAAAAUGUUCGACAGAAAGUUACAAAAAUAUGGGCUAUAUAGAGAUAACUCUGACCUAAGGCCAGAUGGUGUCAAUGUGAAAUUCAUUAGUCAUAUGGGAGGUCAUAAAUUUGCGGGGAAUGUUCAAAUAUAUCUUAAAGAGACAAGAACUUUAAUAUGGUUAGGUAGAGUCACACCAAAACAUGUGAUAAGCCUUAUAGACUAUCUGAUUAUACAAAAAGAACCUACACUACCAUUCCCGGAGAAAGUCCGUUGUAUUAAAAAAUACAAAUGGUGA